Messenger RNA from Aplosporella prunicola CBS 121167, 5106 nucleotides. RefSeq lists its product as uncharacterized. Gene Ontology annotation, cellular component: fungal-type vacuole; fungal-type vacuole membrane. The coding region runs from base 1 to 5106 and encodes 1701 amino acids. Gene Ontology annotation, molecular function: ATP binding; ATP hydrolysis activity; ABC-type peptide transporter activity. Gene Ontology annotation, biological process: transmembrane transport. The record is from RefSeq and is a predicted model, not a curated record. The transcript is spliced from 3 exons. Lineage: Eukaryota; Fungi; Ascomycota; Dothideomycetes; Botryosphaeriales; Aplosporellaceae.
AUGUUCGCCCAUUGCGAAGGCCCGCUCUGGGGUGCUGACGACUUCUCCAUCUGCUUUGAGCAAGAUUGGCUGCAGACGUUGUUACCUUUGAUUAUCUGUGGCGCAUCGGCUCUGUACCUGGCUUGGCAGCUUGUCUGGGCUUGGAAAGAGUCCAGAUACUACGUUGCGUACCACACCUUGGGAUCUCCUUGGUCUACACGUACUUCUCAGCAUGGCGUCGGUGUUAACCAGUACGACGAAGACAGUGAUUCCGACGAUGAGCUCGAGCGCAACGACAACCUCGCCCUGGUCCCCACCCGCACCAACGAAUCUUUUGUCAACGUGGACAAGCCGCGUGGGGAGGUCCUGCUGGUCGUGAUUGAGGAGUUGGCGGUUCUCGGAGAAUUGGCCAUUCACAUUGCGGCUUGGGUCGAGGGCGAUGGAUCUCCGCUGUGGGCUAUCGCGGGCAUUGCGGUCUGGGCAUACAUCUCAGUACUGGCAUCGAUGAGGCUGCUCUUGUCAAACACGAACAAGCUCACAUUCCCAAAGCUUUGGUACCACACAGCCUUCAUCUACACGGCCUUCUGGAUUCUUUCCAUCCUCAUCUUCCGCUCCGCCAUCAUCCAUCCCAAGUCUAGCCUCGCGCAGAAGUUGACCAUCGCCGACUUUGCUCUCAACACACUUCUGGCCGUUGUUGCUCUAACUUCGCGCAAGGGCAAUCGCCCGGUGGAAUUGGAGUAUGAGGGCGAGCUUCAACCUUCAAAGGAGCAGACCGCCAGUGUUCUGUCUCUCGCCACUUUCGGUUGGGUAGAUGCAAUUGUCUGGCAGGGAUACAAAAAGACAUAUGAGCUGGCAGACGUGUGGAAUCUUACCCCGAAAGAUAAAGCUGCUACGAUUCUGGCCGAUUACAGGCAAUUUAAAAAGACUCAAGCUCUUGCUUGGCAUCUGCUGCGCUACUUCCGCCGUGGCCUUUUGAUCCAAGCCCUUUGGGCUGGGUGCUCUGGCUUUUUCCUGUUUGUGCCCACGAUCUUGCUCAAGCUCAUCUUGGAGUACGUUGAGAAUCCGGCCGAUACCCCUCGCAAUGCGGCGUGGUUUUACGUCAUCCUGCUCUUCCUGUCCGGUGUUACCACCGCGCUCGCCGACGGCCAGGCGCUUUGGAUCGGCCGGAAGAUCUGCAUCAGGCUUCGGGCGAUCAUCAUCGGAGAAAUCUAUGCCAAGGCCCUCAAGCGCAGAGCCGCCUCCGGUACGGACAAAGUUCUAGGCGAGAAGAAGAAGCCUGAAUGGACUAUGUCGAGGCGCGAGAAGUUCAAGAGGGUUAUGUCUUUCGGUCGCAAGAAGAAGGUCAACGAUGUCAGCAAGCCGACGAACUCGUCCAAGGACGCUGGCGAGUCUCAAGUCAGCUCUGGAGCUAUUAUUAACCUCAUGGCGGUUGACUCCUUCAAGGUUGCUGAGAUCAGCGCCUAUCUCCACUUCCUUUGGGCUAACACCCCAGUUCAAGUCGUGGUUUCCGUCUUGCUGUUGUACCGCAUCUUGGGACUGAGCUCCAUUGCUGGUAUUGGCAUGAUGAUUCUCCUGCUGCCAGUCAACAUGCUCAUUUCUAAGCGUUUCGCUGCUAUUCAGAAGCAGAUUCUUGCAGCUACUGACGCGCGUAUUCAUACCACGAACGAGAUUCUCACGAAUAUCCGUAUCAUCAAGUACUUCGCGUGGGAGCAGCGCUUCAUUUCCCAGGUCAACGAGAAGCGUUCGGCCGAGCUGCUUUACUUGCGCCGCCGCUACCAAUGGUGGGCGGCAGCCGCCACGGUCUGGUCGGGUGCUCCCGUCAUUAUUACUUUCCUUUCAUUCUUCGUCUACACCAUUAUUGAGAAGAGGGAUCUCGUUCCGUCUGUUGCUUUCACUGCUCUGUCUCUCUUCCAACUGCUCCGCAUUCCGCUCGAUCAGCUUGCAGAUAUGGUCGCCCAUGUUCAGGAAUCCAAGGUCUCGGUUGAUCGUAUCGAGGAGUAUCUGAAUGAGCCUGAGACGGACAAGUACAGGCAGCUAAAGCACGAGGACUUUGAUGAGAAUGACGAGCCAAUUAUUGGUUUUGACCACGGCACUUUCAGCUGGGGAACUGGAGAGGGUGAAGAUGGCGAGAUUGACGAUGCUUUCAAGAUGCUGGACCUCGAUCUUCGUUUCCACGUUGGACAGCUCAACGUCAUCGUCGGACCUACCGGAUGCGGCAAAUCGUCUCUGCUUAUGGCUUUGCUUGGCGAGAUGACGCUCAUUGAAGGACGUACUCAUCUUCCUGGCGGCCGCUGCCGCGAGGACCUCACGCCGGACCCUGAGACUGGACUUACCGAGAGUGUUGCCUACUGCGCUCAGCAGGCUUGGUUGAUGAACGGUACCAUCAAGGAUAACAUUACUUUCAACAGCCCGUUCGACCCUAGACGCUACAAGGAUGUGCUCGUGGCCUGCUCCCUCCAGCGAGACCUUGAGAUUCUCGACGCCGGUGAUCAGACGCUGGUCGGUGAGAAGGGUGUCACGCUUUCCGGUGGCCAGAAGCAACGUAUCUCGCUCGCUCGUGCCCUGUACAGCAAGGCCCGUCACGUCCUUCUGGAUGAUGUUCUCAGCGCUGUUGACUCGCACACUGCCAAGUGGAUCUUCGACCAGGCUCUGUUGGGUCCCUUGAUGUACAACAGGACUUGUAUCCUUGUCACCCACAAUGUUGCUCUUUGCUUGCCCCACUCUGAAUUUGGAGUUGUGCUCGAGAACGGAAAGGUUGUGGCGCAAGGAACGCCGAACGAGGUCAUUGACUCCGGCAAACUGAGCGAGGAUCUGUCCAAGUCUCGUCCUGUCUCUCGCGGACCAUCCAGGGUUGCUUCCAGAGUCCCUUCGGACGUUGGUGGCGAAGAAGCCAUGGGUGAGAACGGUCACGCCGUUGGAAAUGGUACCGCGAAUGGCACCGCUAAUGGUGCUGCUCUGAAGCCGGCCGAGGAUGCCAAGCCCCCAGAGGAGACGAAGGCUUCGGGAAGUGUCAAUAUGGACAUUAUCUACAUGUAUCUUCGCUCCAUGGGUCGUUGGUGGUACUGGCUCAUCGCUUUCGGCGUCUUUGCCGCCCAGCAAAUAUCUUCGGUUGCCACUAACAUCUGGAUUCGGCAGUGGGCCAACGCCUACAGUGAUCGUCAAGUCAGUGUUCUCGGCGUCAAGCAAAAUGCGGCCCCGAUCACGCACACCAACAUUGUCAGCGGCUUGGGCUCUUGUCUCACCAGCGGAAGUUGCCUUUGGCCUAUGCCAUGGUUCUCGUCCUCUGAGAGUGCGCCGGCCCUGCAACAACAGGAUGGCUUCCAGACCUCCAUGAUGUCCGCUUCGAGCCACACUGAAGUCAACUCGGGCUACUACCUUGGGGUUUACGCAGCGCUCGGUGUUGCCUUCAUGAUCAUUACGCUGCUCAGGGAGGGCGUUCUCUUUGCUGGCUCGCUCGCUGCCUCGCGCAGAAUCCAUCAGCGUCUCGUGGAGAAGGUUAUGCAUGCCAAGUUCCGCUUCUUCGAUUCGACCCCGUUGGGCCAGUUGAUGAACAGGUUCUCCAAGGACAUUGAGUCUGUCGACCAGGAAAUUGCUCCUGUUGCCAUUGGUGUCGUGCACUGCUUGGCUUCGAUUAUUACGGUCGUCGUCUUGAUCUCUGUAAUCAUCCCCGCUUUCCUGAUCGCUGGAGCUUUCAUCAGCGUGCUCUUCUUCCUCAUUGGCAUGUUCUAUAUCAACUCCUCCCGUGACUUGAAGCGUCUGGAAUCGGUCCAGCGCAGCCCGCUCUACCAGCAGUUUGGCGAGACAUUGUCUGGCAUGACGACCAUCCGUGCUUAUGGAGACGAGCGUCGCUUUGUCCGCGAGAACCUGACUCGGGUAAACACUCACAACCGACCUUUUAUCUACUUGUGGGCUGCCAACCGCUGGCUCGCCUUCCGCGUUGACAUCGUCGGCUCUCUGGUUUCUUUCUUCUCUGGUGCUUUCGUCGUCCUCAGCAUCGGCAAGCUUGACGCUGGUGCCGCUGGUCUCGCCAUGACGUACGCUGUCACCUUUACUGAUAACGUGUUGUGGUUCGUGCGCUUGUACGCGGCCAACGAGCAGAACAUGAACAGCGUGGAGCGCAUCAAGGAAUAUCUUGACGUCGAGCAAGAGGCUCCGCCCGUUAUCGAGGAGACCAGGCCCCCAUCCAACUGGCCCAGCCAGGGCUCUGUCGAGUUCAUCGGCUACAGCACGAGGUACCGCAAGGACUUUGACUUUGUUCUCAAGCAAAUCACUUUCAAGAUCCUGCCGGGCGAGAAGGUGGGCGUUGUCGGCCGCACUGGAGCUGGCAAAAGUUCGCUGGCUUUGGCAUUGUUCCGCGCUCUGGAGGCAGAGGAGGGCAAGAUUCUGAUCGACGAUGUCGACAUCGGACUGAUUGGCCUGCAGGACUUGCGGGAGAACAUUGUCAUGGUACCGCAAGACCCCACGCUGUUCAGCGGCACGAUCCGUAGCAACCUCGACCCGUUCAACCUCUUCACCGACGAGGAGAUCUUCCACGCUCUUCGGCGCGUACAGCUCAUCGGACCUGCGAGCGCAACCGGCUCGGCCGCCGUCACUCGCGCGCCCUCUCCGGACGGGGCGCCGCGGUCGAAGAAGCCGCUCGCGAACGGUGCCUCAUCGGGCGCAGCGACGCCAUCGUCCACGGCCGAGAUCCUCGAGAACAAAAACAUCUUCCGCAACCUGCGCAGCCCGGUCAGCGAGUCAGGCAGCAACCUUUCACAGGGCCAGCGGCAGCUGCUGUGCCUCGCGCGUGCGCUGCUGAAGAACCCGAAGGUGCUGCUGAUGGAUGAGGCGACGGCCUCGAUUGACUACGCGACAGACGCCAAGAUCCAGGAGACGAUCCGCGAGAUCCGCAACAGUACGAUUACGAUUGCGCAUCGCUUGCAGACGAUUAUCGACUACGAUAAGGUGCUUGUGCUGGAUAAGGGCGCGGUGGUCGAGUUUGGCAACCCCCUUGAGCUGGUGCAGAAGGCGGAGGGCGUGUUUAGGGGCAUGUGUGAGAUGAGUGGGGAUUUUGAGACGCUGGAGCGCGAAGCGAAGAAGGCGUGGGAGGCGAGGCAGCUGGUUGACGUGGGGGAGGGGAGGGAGUAG